Molecule: messenger RNA, 2234 nt
Organism: Perca fluviatilis (European perch)
Lineage: Eukaryota; Metazoa; Chordata; Actinopteri; Perciformes; Percidae
Product: excitatory amino acid transporter 1-like
Exons: 9
Coding region: 1-1581 (526 amino acids)
Biological process (GO): L-aspartate import across plasma membrane; L-glutamate import across plasma membrane; D-aspartate import across plasma membrane
Cellular component (GO): plasma membrane
Molecular function (GO): glutamate:sodium symporter activity; neutral L-amino acid transmembrane transporter activity; L-glutamate transmembrane transporter activity
Source: RefSeq, a predicted model, not a curated record
AUGCAGCGAUUCCGGGAAAGCAUUCACAUACGUACAAUGAAGGCAAAGAGGAAAGUGGAGGAGAUCUCCAAAGAGGAUGUCCAGGCUUUCCUCAAGAAGAAUGCCUUUGUGCUCUUUACAGUUGGGGCAGUUAUUGUAGGUAUUGGUCUGGGAUUUGCGCUCCGCCCGUAUAAGAUGACCUAUCGAGAAGUGAAGUACUUCUCUUUCCCUGGAGAGCUGUUAAUGAGAAUGCUUCAGAUGCUUGUUCUCCCCUUACUGGUCUCCAGUCUAAUAACAGGAAUGGCAGCUUUGGACAGCAAAGCCUCAGGAAAGAUGGGCAUGAGAGCCGUGAUUUACUACAUGACCACAACCUUUAUCGCAGUCUUCAUUGGUAUCUUAAUCGUCCUCAUCAUCCACCCUGGAAAAGGAUCAAAAGUAGAGUUUGGAAAGCAGCAGAAAAUUGAACAAAUCAGUCCUGCUGAUGCCUUCUUAGAUCUGAUCAGAAAUAUGUUUCCACCAAACUUGGUCCAAGCCUGCACACAACAGUUCAAAACCAAAUAUGGAAAGCGAGUAGUCCAUGUGACUGUGACAGUGAAUGACUCCCUCUUCAACUCGACCAAUGGCACCCUGGAGGUCAUGGAGAUCACCCGGGAGGAAGUGAUCCCAGUGCCAGGUCAGGUGAACGGGGUCAAUGCCCUCGGGCUGGUGGUCUUCUCCAUGUGCUUUGGUCUAAUAAUUGGCAACAUGAAGGAGCAGGGCCAGCUCUUGAGGGAUUUCUUCGACGGCCUUAACGAAGCCAUCAUGCGUCUGGUUGCCAUCAUCAUGUGGUAUGCUCCUAUUGGUAUUCUGUUCCUGAUUGCAGGAAAAAUUGUGGAGAUGGAUGAUCUGACAGAGAUGGGCGGCCAAUUGGGCAUGUAUACCAUCACAGUAAUCAUUGGCUUACUGAUCCAUGGAGUUAUUAUUCUUCCCACCCUUUAUUUUGCCAUCACGCGACAAAACCCCUUUGUCUUCAUUGCUGGGAUCCUGCAAGCUCUGAUAACAGCCCUGGGGACCUCCUCCAGCUCAGCCACCCUGCCUGUCACCUUUAAAUGUCUGGAGGAGAACAACAAAAUUGAUAAGAGAAUCACACGUUUCGUGCUGCCUGUGGGUGCCACCAUCAACAUGGACGGAACAGCUCUGUAUGAGGCACUGGCAGCCAUCUUCAUUGCCCAAGUCAACAAUAUGGAGAUGAACUUUGGUCAGAUCAUCACCAUCAGUAUUACAGCAACUGCAGCCAGUAUUGGAGCUGCUGGCAUCCCUCAGGCAGGCCUGGUCACCAUGGUGAUUGUACUGACCUCUGUUGGACUUCCUACUGAUGACAUCACUUUAAUUAUUGCAGUUGAUUGGUUCCUGGACCGUCUGCGUACCACAACCAAUGUUUUGGGGGAUUCGAUCGGAGCCGGAAUUGUGGAGUUCCUUUCUCGUCAUGAGCUCCGCAGCAAAGACGUGGAGAUGGGGAACUCAGUGCUGGAGGAGAGGGAGAGGAAGAAACCCUACAAGCUCAUCUCCCAGGAUAGUGAUUUUGAAAAUGACAAACGUGCUCACAGUGAAUCAAACAUGUAGUUUUAACCCACAACAUGUGUUGACGCACACAAACACUUACAGUUGGUUCUGUUUUCAGAGUAGGGACGCAAUUGUCAUGACGUGUCUUUCAUCCAAAACUGCAACGAUGACAUCCUAUAUAUAUGCAUCUGUUAUUUGUUUCCAAUAGAACUGGUAGUUUCUAUUUUGUAUGUUUACUACUUUAAUUAAUAUUUUAACUUCGUAAUACCCUCAUGUAGAGGUUGAGGUGAAUGUAGGUUUAGAUACGUGCUGGAUGAAGGAUUUAAACAUUGAAAGCGGUCUUUUGAAAUAAACCACAGAACAAUUGCUUUUGAAGAUAUUAUGUGAAGAAAUUACAUAUUUGGACUCUUACCAUUUUGUUACCAGGACAUAACUCAACUAAAAAUUAAAAAGUAUCUAUAUUGUCCCAACAUUAGCUGGUUGAUAUUGUGGUUAUUACAGGUUAUUACAAGCAUUUGAUUAUUUUUAUGUUUUCAGUGGUACAGAUUCUUUCUCACACACGUAUGAUUGCAACUGCACAUUCACAUUUUGACUGUUACUUGCUGAAUUCAUUUUUUUACCGACAUUGCUCUUUGAUGAAUAAAAGCCGUAUGAGAGCAAGUUAAAAUGUUGGGUAAUAAAACAGUUUUAGUUUUUGUUUAUUAUACCUUUAG